UCUGUCUGUGCAUUUUCGCUUUUUAGCGGAGAUGGCAAAGAAGAUAGACAGAAAUGAUCAUCAAACAACAAAAAAGAAAAUUAAAGGAAAAAGAUGCUUUCUUUGUUCCUUUCUCAGGCAGCAAAACCUCAAAGAUGCAGGCCAAGGCCGGCUCUUUCUACUCUACCAUCUCUUUCGCUUCUCUCUCUUUCUUCUCGCACUAUCGCCGAGUGUCUUCUUCUCCUUCUCCUUCUCCUUCUUGAUUCUCUUUCUUUCCUCCUACCCAUACAAGUCCACCAUUAUCACUCUCUUUUGAAGUCUGAGGACAGACUCACUGUCUCUGACCCACGAAGGCAUGGGCUGUGUUCAAGCAAAACCUUCAACGAAUUCACCACCCAGGGGGUUAGAGAAGCUAAAAUUGGAUAAUGGUUAUGUAGGGAAAGGUGGAUUCGUGGGGCCUAGGAGGUCCACUGGCCAGCGGCAUCCGGAUCGGUUUCACAGGCUCGAACCGCCGCAGAGGAGGAAUUCUAAUGCUGGGUUUGACAAUGGAAGUGGAGAAGAAGAGAGGGUGAUCGGCAGAGGAGGGAGGAAUAGUACUAUUGGUGCAACUGUUGAGAACAUUGCUGUGCAGAAUGGUGCAGAUGAGGUGUUUACUGGGUGGCCUAAAUGGCUGGUUGACAAUGUUCCUAAAGAGGUUUUGGCUGGUUUGGUUCCUAAAAGCGCGGACAAUUAUGUUAAACUUGACAAGGUAGGCCAGGGUACGUACAGCAAUGUGUAUAAAGCUCGGGAUAGAGACACAGGCAAAAUAGUUGCUCUGAAGAAGGUACGUUUUGACACAUCAGAACCUGAGAGUGUGAAGUUUAUGGCAAGAGAGAUAAUGAUGCUGCAAAAGUUGGAUCAUCCAAAUAUAGUAAAGCUUGAAGGAUUAGCCACAUCAAGAAUGCAAUAUAGUCUUUACCUCGUUUUCGAUUUAAUGCAAUCAGAUUUGGCAAGAGUUGUUGCCCGCCCUGAAGGACUUACCUUACCACAGAUAAAAUGCUAUAUGCAUCAACUACUAUCAGGUCUGCAGCAUUGCCAUGAGAGAGGUAUUUUACAUCGGGAUAUUAAAGGAUCGAAUCUGUUGAUAGAUAAAAAUGGGAUGCUGAAAAUUGCAGACUUUGGACUCGCAAAUUUCUAUUCUCCGAAUCAGAAGCGUGUUCUCACAAGUCGAGUUGUGACACUUUGGUAUAGAGCCCCUGAGCUCUUGCUAGGCUCUACAAAUUAUGGAGUUGGUAUUGAUCUCUGGAGUGCUGGAUGCCUUUUAGCAGAAAUGCUUGCAGGGAGGCCAAUCAUGCCUGGUCGAACGGAGGUUGAACAACUUCAUAAAAUUUUCAAGUUAUGUGGCACACCUUCAGAGGAUUAUUGGAAAAAAUUAAGACUAUCUACAACUUUUCGACCACCACAGUCUUACAGACCUAGUCUUCUUGAAGCUUUCAGCAACUUCCCCGAGUCUUCUUUGGGGCUUCUCAGCAUCCUUCUUGCUUUAGAUCCUGCAUAUCGUGGAUGUGCAUCUUCAGCUCUCCAGAAUGAAUUCUUUUAUACCAGUCCGUUGGCAUGUGACCUCUCAGGACUCCCUGUAGUUUAUGACGAAGAGGCUGAAUUGAUGCAAGCCAAGGAACAGAGACAGCAAAGGAGAAUGAAACGGCGGUCUAGAACACACCGGGAAGGCAGGAGAAAAGAUGAAGCCGCUGAAAUACAGAAAGAGAAAGUUGCAUCUCCUUUUCAGGAGACUGAUAUGAAUGGUAAAACAAUUUUGCCAAGUCAAGAACUGGGUAGCAGUGCUAGCAGUACAUCAUCUGGUAUAACUUUUGCUCCUCGGGUGAAGAGCCCAGCUCUAUUACUGUCCCCAGUUGCUUCUUCGCAUCAAAAGAUAUUCCCCAGAUCUCAAGACCAUCCAAAUGCUGUUAAAAGCAUCAAGAAUCGGCCACCAUUACCAACUUCGAAGGUUUAUGCUGCCAACUAUAACAAUGGCACUGAUAACUCAUUCAGAUUAAAUCAAGUCCAAAGGUCAGCAUCUACAAGAGAGUUCAGAAAAAUGAAGCAAGCGCAUCAUAUAGGACUCUAUGCGAUUGAGGACUAGCGCUUCUAAGCUUUUUAACAAAGGUAAUGAUUGUGGAAGGAUUGCAACUUGAACUGCAGUGAUCAAUCUAACAUGGUGGAGGGGAAUCUACAGUCAGUAUCAACACCACUUUAUGGACCUUGAACUCUCUUCACCACUCAAAUUCAUCUAGUCCAACACAUGAAAAAAGGAGGGACUUUUGGACCUUAUAUUUUCUGGGUGUUGCUCCUUUUUCCUGUGUAGGACUUGGUGAGGGGCUUAAAUUUCCUUUUAAGGUAAAAGGGCCCUGUUUGGGUUUUCAAAGUUCAACAAGGAGUCAGUAAGUGAAGAAAAGAAGGGUCUGAUUUUGAUCAAGUUAUUAAUCAUCCCUUUGGUUGAAGCUUUCUCUUUUUUUCCUCCGAGCGAACUCGGUACACGAAAGAAUCAAUUAAUGUGGAGCCAUUGAUUUUGAUAUGAAUUUGUUUUGUUGUCUGUACAUCUUCUUGUUUAUAUGCUUUUUCAGUAUUACAAUUAAACGAAAACAGGUAUAAGAAUAUUUGUUGUACGAUAAUCCAAACAUGAUUUAGUGAGAAA
Messenger RNA from Carica papaya (papaya), 2650 nucleotides. Its product is annotated as putative serine/threonine-protein kinase At1g54610. Gene Ontology annotation, molecular function: RNA polymerase II CTD heptapeptide repeat kinase activity; ATP binding. Gene Ontology annotation, biological process: protein phosphorylation; positive regulation of transcription elongation by RNA polymerase II. The record is from RefSeq and is a predicted model, not a curated record. Gene Ontology annotation, cellular component: nucleus; cyclin-dependent protein kinase holoenzyme complex. NCBI's taxonomy places the organism in Eukaryota, Viridiplantae, Streptophyta, Magnoliopsida, Brassicales, Caricaceae.